UCCGGCGAACAGUCCCGACGACGCGAGCCGUGGAACACGCUCUCUUACACGGAUAAUCGAUAACAUAAAGUCAAUUAAAACGUCGUGACGGACAAAAAGAUCAUCAGCCGUAACAAUCGCGCGAGUAAUUAAGCCUAGUCGCGUAAUUAUGUAGGCGCUGCUUGCGCCGCGCCGUUGGUACUCGACAACGAAACGCUUCAAUCUCCGCUGAAUAAACCCAUUGGACGUGUAGCAGUCUAAUCGUUGGCCGAUUGUUUCGUCGAAAAUUUAUGAAAAACUGGUGAUCUGCUGGCAUUUCCUUCCCCUCCUGAAACUGAUGACUAUUUCCUCCUCCCUGGUGGAAACGCAAAACACUGACACUACAGAGGCAACUGUUACCCAGCAUUUCGCUUAUCUACACGGUGUUCUUCAAAACGUGGAGAAACAGAUCAUCAUCUCGCUACGCGAGCACAAAGAUUUCCGAAGAAAAAAUAUCGACGCAAUUUCCACGGAGUUGAAAGAGUACGAGGAACAACUUCAAUCUGCAAUUGUGAUCUCUACAUCGAUCAAAGAAAAUCUCAACAAGAUAGACAUUAAGCGUGUGAUAAAAAAGUUGAAAACUCUGGUCAACAUUCCUUGCCAUUUGAUUCAAAACGACGAGCCCGAGAACAGCGAAAUCAAACUUCAGAUCGACAACACCAUUGUUGAAGCCAUAGAAAAACACUGCAACAUUCAUAUACCAGAAACGUGCUUCUUCAGCCUACAACGUACGGAUUUACUGCCGAAAGAUUACGAGAUAGAACCAUUGACCGAAGAAAUUCACACCUCGAAAUCUAGAGAAGAAUCCAUCAAUAGAUCUCCGACUAUAUUAAACAUUUGUCCCAGGAAUAACGAUGAUCGUCCUACUGUUGGAUCCUCGGAGAUGAUCCGCAUCACUCACGUUUUGGAUCCCUCUUGUUUUUACGUUCAGAUGGUGCAAAAUCAGCAGAAGAUAUCAGAGCUUAGCAAGGGACUAGCCACACUGGCAAAUACGACUGGAAUAAUACCAACGGAAAUCACUUUAAAUGCACUGUACAUCGUGCAAUACUCGAAAGACAAGAACUGGUACCGUGCACGUGUUAUAGACAAGAAAAUGGUUGCAAACGAUGACGAAAGAUACACUCUGUUGUUCAUUGAUUAUGGAAUUACGGAGGAGAAUGUUCCUUUGAUUAGAAUAAGAAAUAUCAUACCACAAUUUGCCAUGUUACCGAUGAUGGCACUUAAAUGCACUCUAUUUGAAAUUGUUCCUAACAAUGGUAAAUGGCACCCCGAUGCCACUAAAGCUUUUAAGAAACUGGUUUGCACGAAUUCUAUGGUAUCGAUGUGCAUAAAAAUGAUAACCGGCGAUACCUAUUACGUCGAUCUAUGUGUGAUAUCAUCGAAAGAUUCAGGCUUGAUAUCCGUGAAAGAGAUGUUAACAUUUAUGAAAUACGCGACUUCCAUUUCACCGAAUAGAUUAAUGAGGACGAAUCCUGAUUCAGUAAGAAGAUAUUACAAAGAACAGCUGGAUUUGGAAACAUUCUCGGAUGUACAAGUUAUAUUCGUCGAGUCUCCCAGUUCUAUAUAUGUUCAACGAACGCAUUCAAAUAGAUCAUAUUUUUAUAAAAUGAUACACGAAAUGACGGAUGAUUACGAAAAGAAUAUAUCUGCCACGGAAUACAUGAUCCUUUCACCUUGUAAAGAUCUACCGUGUGCUGCCCGAGGAGUUAACGGAUAUUGGCACAGAGGACUUAUACGCGAAGUUACAGAGAACACUGUACAAGUUUUCUACGUAGAUGUAGGAUACACGUUGAUAUUAAGUUACAAUGAAAUCAGAUCACUGCCGAAGAAAUACAUGACUUGUAGAACACAGGCUAUAAGAAUUACAUUGAAAAAUAUAAAGCCACAAUCCAACAACAACCAAUGGGAAAUGGAAACUACAGAGUUCAUAAAGAAAUUUCUAAUGGACACGAAGAACUUCAGAAUUGUUCCUUUUAGUAAAGUUGGGGAUACAUACAACGUUGUUAUGUUUACUGUUCAUGACAGAAUUAAUGUCGCUGAUUUGCUAGUGCAAAAACGUUUAGCAGUGUACACUAAUUCUAGUUCCUACAAUACAAGUGCAGUUAACAAAUCCGAAAACAAGAAAAACAAAUCAAAAAAGAAUGCUAGUCAUGCAGAAUUACCUGGUAAAUUUUACGAUGACCCGAUGAACAUUAGCUCGGAGAAAAUAAAUGAAGAUCCUUUCAAAGUAAGCGUUCUGAUACACCAAGCGCAAUCUCCAGACAGUAUUUAUGUUUCGGAAUCCACGUGUGAUCACAAUGAAGUCGAACAAAUGAUGAAACAAAUGCAAGAAUUUUAUGGCAAGUAUCGGGCUGCGAAACGAGAUGUUUGGACCAAGGAUACUACCUGUGCAGUUUAUUUAGCGAAGAGUGAAAUGUAUUAUCGUGGCCGAAUCGUUGACAUUAAGUCCGACGAUAAAGUAAUCGUAUUUUUAUACGACAUAGGAAUCGAGGAAACUGUAUCAAUGAACGAUAUACAAUCAUUGUAUCCUUUGUUUUCUAAAAUAUCAACAUACGUUUUUAAGAUAAAGCUUAUGGGUAUAUUGCCCUGCGGAGGCUCCACUACGUGGCCAUCAUUAUCUUGUGAAAAAUUGCACGAAAUUAUAAAUAACAAUCAGACGUCCAAAUUCUACAUAUCUAAAUUGGAUGAUGAGGAUAUGGAAGACUCGGCGAUACCAGUAGAAUUAUGGAUUAAAGAAGUAAAAAUGGAUGGGCCAUUAGCGCCAAUAAGAUAUGAAAUUAAUUCUGUUAAUAGAAUGUUGAUUGAGAAAGGAGUAGCUUUACCUAUAAAGGAAUACGCAAAAAAGAGAGAUAAAAUUUUAGCAAUUGAAUUGAAACGACAAUUGGAGAAAAAGUUCGAAAGAUUAACGAAAUGCGAUUCAAACAUAAAGUGGUUCGAAAUUAAAGAUCACUCCAAUGGUAUUAAAAAUGAUACGGCAUUACCAUUAUUGUUUCAUUUAGACUCUGUUUCUAGUAAUCUGAUUUCUGAGAAAAUGGAAGAAAUACAUGAUAACACACCAGUACUGCCAAAAUUUUUAACUUGGCUACCAGCAAAGCCAAUAGAGGAAGAUACAUUUAUCGCCAUACCGACAUAUUUAGAUCAUUACGGCUUUCUUUAUCUUCAUUCCAAAACACAUAGUGUUAAAAUAUUAGAAUACAUAGAAAUGAAAUUAGAAAAAUUAUAUGCCAAUUGUUCAACUGAAUUUUGCGAUACCACGUGGACUGUGGGGACUUCAUGUAUUGCACAAUAUCAUGCAAAUAAAAAAUGGUAUCGAGGAAAGAUUGUAGGAAUUGAAGAAAACGACAUAAUUAAUGUGGAAUUUGUAGACUACGGAAACGUAGAAGAAUGUACAAUUGAAAAUUUAAAAAAAAGAAUUAUCUUGGAAGAUAUCCCAAUUCAAUGCACAAAAUGUUUAAUCGACGGUUUAAAUCCAGGUACUGAAAAUGGACUAUGGGUAUUGGAAGAUUUAGAUAGAAUACAUAGUCUUCUUAUUGAACAGGAAUGUGAAGUUACGAUUAUAAAAAGAACUGAAAAGUAUCUCGUUAUUUCUUUGACGAUAUUACCAAAUAAAUAUUGCGAAAAAAAAACUGAUCUGAUUGAAUUUCUUAUCAGUGAAUGGAAAAUGAACAUUAAACCUAAUAUUGAAACUAACACAAGUGAAAAUAGUAUAAUUACAAAUAGUACGGCAGAUGUAGUUAUAGAAAACUCAAGAUCAUUUUGUUCAGACGAUGAAGUAAUAAAAGAUCCAAUUAUUAGUGGAAAUCCUGUGUUACUUUCAGAUACUAAUGCUGUAGAAGAAGCAAAUAAGAAUAUUGUUGAUGUUGAAAAUUUAUCGUGGUAUAAAUUACAAAAUAAAAUAACUACUUCGACUCCUAUUGUUGCUUCUGAAGAAGAUCUUUCAAUGAAUUAUAAACUUCUCUAUAUACCAAAAGACAUAGAAUAUAUUGAGUUGGAAAUGUGUUGUAGUAUUAGUUCUACUAAAUUCUAUGCUCAAUUAAAAGAAAAUAAUCAUUCUAUGGUUUUAAAUACAUAUUACACACAGUAUAAAUUUUUAAUGAAUGACUUACAAAAUAAUGCGGAUAAGCAACCAGUGAUUACAAAUCUUACUGUUAAUACUCCAUGUUGCGCAAAAUUCACUGAUAAUCUUUGGUACCGAUGUCUGAUAACAGAAUCUGAACCUAUUGUAAAUUCAAAUAAUAUUGAAAUUAAACUACUUUAUGUCGAUUACGGUAACGAUGAAUAUAGAAAAGUAAAUUCCCAAGAGUGUGAAUUAUACACUUUAAAAAAAGAAUGGUUGGACAUACCUGCUAUUGCAAUAAAGUGUAAAUUAUGGAAUAUAAAAGUUGGUCCUACAGCAAAUCCCAAUGAAUUACUCUUUCAAUUAGCAAAAAUGUACAAUAAACAUGUUAUAGCUAAGAUAAAAGAAACUGACGAAGAGUUUACGAGCAUUGAAUUGUAUGAAGAUGAAAAAUGUGAAAAACUCUUAUAUAAUACUUUAAUCGAAGAAGGUUUGUUUGAAAUUAAACAAAAAGAAAAAUGACGAUCUACAUUAUCCUCAAAUAGUAAUACAUGUUUAUUUCUAUAUUUACAUUUAAUAAGUAAGCUAAAAUUACUUAACUGCAGAGCGGAAGUUUAUGUUUUUGCAUUUAUUUUUGUGAUAAUUUCCUUUUUUAUUGUUAUAACAUAAAACUUACAACUGACAACUAAGUUUUUUUUUUUAAUUUAAAUGUCUAUUAUUAUAAAAGAUAAUUCAUUAUAAAAGUACAUUAACGUUGAGCACUUUUAGCAAUCUGUUCUUUAAGUAACAAAAUACUUUGCCUCUGUUCAGGUGGUAACAUAGCAAUUUGUUCAUCAGAUAACUGUAAUACUUGCAUUAUUAAAGCCGCCUAAAAUAAAAUUAAUAAUUAUUUUUA
This is a messenger RNA of Frieseomelitta varia, 4970 nucleotides long. RefSeq lists its product as uncharacterized. Bases 317 to 4597 code for a protein of 1426 amino acids. The record is from RefSeq and is a predicted model, not a curated record. NCBI's taxonomy places the organism in Eukaryota, Metazoa, Arthropoda, Insecta, Hymenoptera, Apidae. The transcript is spliced from 23 exons.